UGCGCGCGUGUUGUAUGAUUGGUGGGAAAUGUGUUGCUUUUAUCGAGAGCUUUUGCCGCUGCUGUCUACCUGCGAAAUGUGUAAAUAAUGGUUUAAAAUGACGGACGAUAAUUGUUGCUCGUUUCAGACGCCUGACUCUGAGAGUCGAUUAGAUGAGUGUGAAACUGCUUCUGUUGUGCUCAGUCAAAAACAACGACGAGCUGCUCUUAAACGAGAGAGAAGGAAAAGGAAACGUCAAGCUAUUGCUAAAUUAAGAGAAGCAGCUCUAGAUCAUUCACAAAAUGAGGAGCACCAAACUGAAGAUGAGGAAGAACAGACUGCUGAUGAGCAGAGUGAGCGAUUACACCAGGAAUGGCUGGAGAGAGAAAGAAUUGCACAGGAAGAAUUCGGGCUGAAGAGGGAGAGAGAAGAGGCAGCGCAAAAGAGAAAGGAGGAAGAAGAGAGGAGGAUCAGAGAGGAAUGGGAGGAGCAGCAAAGGAAAGAAAAAGAGGAGCGGGACCAGAAGGAACAGGAGAAGAGAGAGAGAGAGGAAGCUGUACAGAAAAUGCUGGAUCAAGCAGAGAGUCAGCUGGAAAAUGGUGGUCCUUGGAAAAACCCUGAUGCCCCAAAGGAUUAUGGAACUGAAAAGGACAAGGCAAACUGCCCCUUCUUCCUUAAAACGGGUGCUUGUAGGUUUGGAGACCGGUGCUCCCGAAAGCAUGAGCACCCUACAUCCAGCACCACUCUGAUGGUGAGGGGGAUGUUUGUGACAUUCGGGAUGGAGCAGAGCAGACGUGAUGACUACGACACUGAUGCCAGUCUUGAGUACAGCGAGGAGGAAAUGCACCAGCAGUUCCUGGAUUUCUAUGAAGACGCUCUGCCAGAGUUCAAGAAUGCAGGGAGGGUGGUGCAGUUCAAGGUGAGCUGCAACUUUGAACCUCACUUGAGAGGGAACGUUUACGUUCAGUAUGACACAGAGGAGCAAUGUAGAGAAGCGUUCAUGAUGUUUAAUGGCCGCUGGUACGCUGGAAGACAACUUCAAUGUGAAUUCUCCCCAGUAACUAGAUGGAAAACAGCCAUAUGUGGUCUUUUCGACAGGCGGAAAUGUCCAAAGGGGAAACACUGCAACUUCCUUCAUGUGUUCAGGAACCCAGACAAUGAAUUCUGGGAGGCGGACCGCGAUCUUCAUAUGUCCCCUGAUCGCAGUGGAGGCUUUUCUAGUCGCCAUCUGGGCAGCAGAGAUGGAGUGUGGUUCCAGCGUGGAAAUAGUCCUGUGCGCUUAUCCCAGCGCUGGAGGACAGAUCGAAGGAGCCACAGCCGUGAGCGGUACAGUUACAGGGGAAGACGGAGUCGUAGCCGGGAGAGGCGGAGUCGCAGCAAAGAGAGGCGGGGCCGUAGCCAGGAGAGGCGGAGUCUUAGUCGAGAGAGGCGGAGUCGCAGCAGAGGGAAACACAGUCGAAACAGGGAAAAGCGGAGUCGUAGCAGAAGCAGAGAGAGAAGGAUGUCAGAGCAAUCAAUGACAAGAAGAUCAGCGUCUCAGAGAGAGCAAUCCAGAAGGAGCAGGAGCCGAUCCCACAGCAGAGACCGGUUAAAGCAAGACGAACGUACAUCAGCAGACUCGAGAAGACAGACGCCAAAAUCAAACAGCCCAGAACAUGUGUCCAAAAAUGGGUCAGUGAAACGGAGGAGUCACAGGAGGGAAAGCCAAAGCCCAGAAAACUCUGACCGAAUGGAUGCACAUCACCACAAGCACUCUAAAAAGAGCAAGAAGAAGAAAAAGGGCAAAAAGAAACACAAACGAAAGAAGAGUAAAUCACGCAGCUCAAGCUCGGAGUCUGACGAAGACUCCCGGAAUGAGGAGCGUGAUGAGAUGCCGUCUAAAUCAGAAACUCCUGCCGAAGAACGUACAGCGGUGGCGUCCAGCACUGGUUCGCCAGUAGAUAAAGUACAGACCACAAAUUUGGAGGGUUGUCAUCCGGAAGAGGAAAUCCAUUGUGCGCUAGAUGCUACCAAAUCUGACAGCACCACACAGUCUGGAUAGAUACAUAAUCUGUUGUCAGAAAGCAGCUGUUGAUAUUUUAGUUUGCAUGACAAAAUGCCUAGUUUGCCUGAUUUUGCUGAUGAAUAAAUUGCCUGUACAUUUGUAAUUA
Sinocyclocheilus rhinocerous is the source of this 2129-nucleotide messenger RNA. RefSeq names its product U2 small nuclear ribonucleoprotein auxiliary factor 35 kDa subunit-related protein 2-like. The record is from RefSeq and is a predicted model, not a curated record. Gene Ontology annotation, cellular component: U2AF complex. Gene Ontology annotation, biological process: mRNA splicing, via spliceosome. The transcript is spliced from 11 exons. NCBI's taxonomy places the organism in Eukaryota, Metazoa, Chordata, Actinopteri, Cypriniformes, Cyprinidae. Bases 98 to 2020 code for a protein of 640 amino acids. Gene Ontology annotation, molecular function: RNA binding; metal ion binding.